UUUUUUUCUUGGGAAAUGAGGAGUAUUCCAUGGGAACCGUUAUGGUGCAAUAUUAACCCAGGCGGAUGUGGGCUUUAGUUUCGGCUUGGCCUUGACCGAAACGCGUCGUUUUGAUAUUUGAAUAGUUGAUCGAACCCCGUAGGCCACAGCGUAGUCACUACUUACUAGUUCAUAAAAAGGCCCUUCUGGGCCCUGAUGCUCGCACGUGCUGGAGGGGUGGAAUUCUUGCUUGUGUUCCUGAAACUUUGAGAGAGAGAGAAAGAGAGCGCAAAAAUGGAACAACUGAGAAAACUGGAACAAGUGCAGAGGACAAUGACAUUGAUGGAAUCGGGGGGCUGCAGCACCAAUCAUCAAGAUUCUGACCGCUUCCUUGCAAAUCUCAUCCUCCUCUUGAUUCAACCUUGUGGAGAACUCAACAUGGAAACCAAGUGCAGUUUGAUUUCUGAACAUCUCCCUAAGAUUUCAGUUGGAUUUCUUGAGGAUGUAUCGCGUUCUCUAACUGAAGAAGGUGGUCAGAAAAAUAUUGUUCAAAACACUUUCCCACUUUCUCACGAUACUAAGACAGAUAUUGGUCAUUCUGAAACUGAUUUUGAAGACAUGGCCAUGAUUAGGUUGGAUGCAAUGCAAAGAGCAAAUUCAACCCUUGAAGAUUUUGUAAGCAAUUCUUUAUUCUUAAGGUCUUAUUUUAUGUUUCAUGGAAUGGAUGUUAAUGCACCACAAUCAAUAUUCAGAUAUCUGCCCAUGCUUUCAUUCACUGAGAGUUAUAUUUAUCAGUUGGACACUUGGAAUGAGAAAAUGUUGCAUAUACCAACCAAUGGAAAUACUGUUGUGGGAGGAUCCAAUGUGGAAAAAAAUCGGAGUGGGAUUAUUAAGCUCAUGGAGGUGUUCCAAACUGAUCCAUUUAGACCACUUGUUCUUUUAUUUGAGCAUCAUGGACUCUUGACAGAAAGGAUAAGGGAAGAAUUGAGAUGUGGAGAAGAGUAUUGGGAUCUGGAAAGAAAGCUUUGUUGUUUAUUGCUGACCAAAAACAAGGUUUCAAUAGAAGAUGUGAUGAGGGCAAUUCAUCUUAAAUCCUUUGAUUAUCGAGUGCUGAAUCUUCUGUUGUAUCAGUUGAGAGGAGCAAAGGUUAAUGACUUGCAUAUGGAAUUUCUAUCAAUCUCGGAAUUCCUUGUAGAGGUGUCUGACGAUUUGUUUGAUUAUGAGGAUGAUGUGCUAGAGAAUAAUUUUAAUAUUUUGCGCAUGUUUGUCAGAAUAUAUGGAGCUUCAACAGCACAGACCAUGCUGGCAAAAUGCAUUAGUGAGGCUGAAGAGAAGUAUGAUCAUUUACUGAAAACUUUGGAUCCCCAGCUGUCAUCAAAGUACCGGAGAAGAUGUGAAGAAGCCACUAAAGAAGGUGGGAAGAUAUCUGGACAUGCUCUUGGGACAUGGAGUAUGCCGCCUGCAAUUGUGGACGAGGACUUGUAUAGAUCCAAUGUGUUAAGUUCUAGAUCAACAAUGGUACCUCCUGAUAGACAUAGUUUGGAAUGAUGCUGAAUUCAAAUCCCUACCUGCUAGCUAUGCAGCAUGCCAUGAUUGUGCUUCAGCACUCAGAAAACAUGUCUUCCACCUCCAAUUUUUGCUCUGAUAUAGCUUUACCAGGUACAUCCCCAUUUGUUGGUUGUCUCGUGUAGUUGGCUUGCUUGUGAUUCUGAACCAUUUGGUUACAAUAGUCAUUAAGGCAAAUUUCCAGUUCUAUCUUUGGUUUGCAAAUCAGUUUGGAGUAACUUAUAAAUCAAAUGGUUCAAGAGCAAUGAAUGAUUAUGUCUUUUACCAGCA
Vitis vinifera (wine grape) is the source of this 1815-nucleotide messenger RNA. RefSeq lists its product as uncharacterized. The transcript is spliced from 14 exons. The record is from RefSeq and is a predicted model, not a curated record. Lineage: Eukaryota; Viridiplantae; Streptophyta; Magnoliopsida; Vitales; Vitaceae. Bases 274 to 1527 code for a protein of 417 amino acids.